AUGCAGACGAGGAAGAUGCUUAUGGGAGGAUAUUUCGAGAGAUGCGCUCGAAAGGGUUCAUGUCUUCCCGACAGACGUUCCGAGGUGCCGGCGAUACAUCUUGCCUCAUUAAGGCAGAACAGAUGUCCGAAUCCAUUCCUGCCCAAUCCACCUUUGCCCCAUUCACAACCCCCUCAACCCCCGAACGACUGCCGCCAACAAAGGCACGCAGAUUGUGCAAAUCAUAUGCCCACCAACUUGACGUCUGCUAGACGAGAUCUUGACAGGCGAGAGGGUGUUGGUCCACGUUGA
Messenger RNA from Protopolystoma xenopodis, 291 nucleotides. The record is from the annotation of a GenBank genome assembly. NCBI's taxonomy places the organism in Eukaryota, Metazoa, Platyhelminthes, Monogenea, Polystomatidea, Polystomatidae.